Echinops telfairi (small Madagascar hedgehog) is the source of this 7777-nucleotide messenger RNA. It is a transcript of the gene PCSK5, whose product is annotated as proprotein convertase subtilisin/kexin type 5. Gene Ontology annotation, cellular component: trans-Golgi network; Golgi membrane. Bases 1 to 5529 code for a protein of 1842 amino acids. The record is from RefSeq and is a predicted model, not a curated record. The transcript is spliced from 44 exons. Gene Ontology annotation, molecular function: serine-type endopeptidase activity. NCBI's taxonomy places the organism in Eukaryota, Metazoa, Chordata, Mammalia, Afrosoricida, Tenrecidae. Gene Ontology annotation, biological process: protein processing.
AUGGACACCGAAGUGACCUCCGUCGCUACUUCGUCGUUGGGAGGACGUUUGGAGCGAGGACGAAUGGAUCUUCGGGGCGCAGGAUCCGGCCCAGCGAUGCUGGCGCUGCUCGGGGGCUGCCUGCUCCCCGUGUGCCGGACGCGCGUCUACACCAACCACUGGGCCGUCAAGAUCGCCGGCGGCUUCCCCGAGGCCGACCGCAUCGCCAGCAAGUACGGCUUCAUCAACGUGGGGCAGAUCGGGGCCCUGAAGGACUACUAUCACUUUUACCAUAGCAGGACGAUUAAAAGGUCAAUUCUCUCAAGCAGAGGGACCCACAGUUUCAUUUCCAUGGAGCCAAAGGUAGCUUGGCAGCAGCUGUUUCAAAGGAAGAACAAGAGAGACAGGCCCUUCCACAGGGCCCAAAGUCCUUACUUCAACAAGCCAAUUUGGGAAAGCAUGUGGCUGAUGCACUGCAGUGACAACACGCACCCUUGCCAGUCAGACAUGAAUAUCGAAGGAGCGUGGAAGAGAGGCUACACGGGGAAGAACAUUGUAGUUACCAUUCUGGACGAUGGCAUCGAGAGAACCCAUCCGGACCUGAUGCAGAAUUACGAUGCUCUAGCAAGUUUCGAUGUCAAUGGGAAUGACUUGGAUCCAAUGCCCCGCUAUGAUGCAAGCAAUGAGAACAAGCACGGAACCCGCUGUGCUGGAGAAGUGGCAGCGGCUGCAAACAACUCGCACUGCACAGUUGGAAUUGCGUUCAACGCCAAGAUUGGAGGCGUGCGGAUGCUGGACGGCGAUGUCACCGACAUGGUUGAAGCGAAGUCCGUCAGCUUCAACCCUCAGCACGUGCACAUCUACAGCGCCAGCUGGGGCCCGGACGAUGACGGCAAGACCGUGGAUGGCCCAGCUCCACUCACCCGGCAAGCCUUUGAAAAUGGCGUCAGAAUGGGGCGGAGAGGCCUCGGCUCCGUUUUUGUGUGGGCCUCCGGAAACGGCGGGAGGAGCAAGGACCACUGCUCCUGCGAUGGCUACACCAACAGCAUCUACACCAUCUCCAUCAGCAGCACUGCGGAGAGCGGGAAGAAGCCAUGGUACUUGGAGGAGUGCUCUUCCACCCUAGCCACAACCUACAGCAGUGGAGAGUCCUACGAUAAGAAAAUAAUCACUACGGAUCUGAGGCAGCGUUGCACAGACAACCACACUGGGACAUCGGCCUCGGCCCCCAUGGCUGCAGGCAUCAUUGCAUUAGCACUGGAAGCCAAUCCGUUUCUGACCUGGCGAGAUGUGCAGCAUGUUAUUGUCAGGACUUCCCGUGCAGGACAUUUGAACGCUAAUGACUGGAAAACCAAUGCUGCGGGUUUUAAGGUGAGUCACCUCUAUGGGUUUGGACUGAUGGAUGCAGAGGCCAUGGUGACGGAGGCGGAGAAGUGGACCACCGUUCCCCAGCAGCACGUGUGUGUGGAGAGCACAGACCGGAAAAUCAAGACAAUCCGUCCCAACAGUGCAGUGCGCUCCAUCUAUAAAGCUUCGGGCUGCUCAGAUAAUCCCAACCACCAUGUCAACUACCUGGAGCAUGUAGUGGUGCGCAUAACCAUCACCCACCCCAGGAGGGGAGACCUGGCCAUCUACCUGACCUCACCUUCAGGAACCAGAUCCCAACUGCUGGCCAACAGGUUAUUUGAUCAUUCCAUGGAAGGAUUUAAAAAUUGGGAGUUCAUGACCAUCCAUUGUUGGGGAGAGAGAGCUGCAGGUGAUUGGAUCCUAGAAGUUUACGAUACUCCUUCUCAGCUGAGGAACUUCAAAACUCCAGGUAAAUUGAAAGAAUGGUCUUUGGUCCUCUACGGCACGUCUGUACAGCCCUAUUCACCCACCAAUGAGUUCCCCAAAGUGGAGCGUGUCCGCUACAGCCGAGUGGAGGAUCCUACAGAUGACUAUGGCACCGAGGAUUAUGCAGGCCCCUGUGACCCUGAGUGCAGUGAGGUGGGCUGUGAUGGGCCGGGGCCGGAGCACUGCAAUGACUGUCUACACUACUACUACAAGCUGCGGAACAACACUAGGGUCUGUGUCUCCAGCUGCCCGCUCGGCCACUACCAUGCUGACAAGAAACGCUGCAGGAAGUGUGCCUUCAGCUGUGAGUCCUGCUUUGGGAGCCACAGCGACCAGUGCCUCUCCUGCAAGCAAGGCUCCUUCCUGAGCGAGGAAACCCACAGCUGUGUCACCCACUGCCCAGAGGGGCUCUACCAAGAUGUCCAGAAAAAUCUUUGCCGGAAAUGCAGUGAAAACUGCAAGACAUGUACUGACUCCCAGAACUGUACUGAAUGCAGGGACGGGUUAAGCUUGCAGGCAUCGCGGUGCGCUAUCUCCUGUGAGGACGGAUGGUACUUCGAUGGCCAGGAUUGUCAGCCCUGCCACCGCUUCUGCGCCACCUGUGCUGGGGCAGGGGCGGAUGGGUGCAGGACCUGCAUCCAGGGCUACUUCCUGGAGGACGGCAGGUGUGUGCCGAGCUGUAGUGUCAACUACUACUUUGACCACUCUUCGGAGAGCAGAUCCAAAUCCUGCAAAAAGUGUGAUGCCACCUGCUUGACCUGCAGUGGUCCAGGGUUCAAGAACUGUACCAGCUGCCCCAGUGGGUACCUCUUAGACUUGGGGACGUGUCAGAUGGGAGCAGUCUGCAAAGACGGAGAACACAUGGACGAGCGUGGCCAUUGCCAGGUCUGUGACGCUUCGUGUGCCAAGUGCAGGGGGCCGACCCAGGAAGACUGUACUGGUUGCCCCAUGAUGAGGGUCUUUGAUGAUGGCCGCUGCAUUUUAAACUGUCCUUCAUGGAAGUAUGAAUUCAAGAAUCAGUGCCAUCCCUGUCACCACACUUGCCAAGAAUGCCAAGGGAACGGCCCUUCCAACUGUACCUCUUGUGGAGUCGAUAAUUUCGGCCAAGAACGAGUGCUGUACCGGGGCCGGUGUCGGGAGCAGUGCCCGGAGGGCCACUUCCCUUCGCCGGAGCGAGCCUGCCUGCCCUGCCCAGCCCACUGCGCACACUGCCAGGACACGCGCGUUUGCCAGCGAUGCAGCGGUGGCUACUUCCUAGAGCCUAAUAACCACACCUGCCAGAGGCUCGAGUGCCGACAAGACGAAGUCCAAGAUCCGGACUAUGAAGAAUGCCUGCCUUGUGAAGAAGGAUGUCUGGGGUGCAGCCUAGAUGAUCCAGGAACCUGCACAUCAUGCGCUCUGGGGUAUUACAUGUUCAAACGUCAGUGCUACAGGACCUGCCCCGAGAACACCUACCGGGAAGACUUCGAAUGCAAGGAGUGCAGUCCCAAGUGUGGCGACUGUGACCCCCAGGAGUGCUACUGGUGUGAAGAGGGCUUCUUCCUGCUGGGUGGCCGCUGUGUGGCAGAAUGUGGCCCUGGCUUCUACAGUGACCCAGACAUGGGAGAGUGUGAGCCCUGCCACGGAGCCUGUGGAACCUGCACAGGCCCAGGCCCUGAGGCAUGCAACGGUUGCCUUGAGGGGUUGCAGCUGCGGUAUGGGAAAUGUGUCAGUCCUGUCCAGGCCCAGGUGGAAGGCACAUUCUGGAAUGAGCCCGGGCCCACCGCAAGACCAUCUGUGGUGAAGAACCAGCUGCAAGAGCGACGAAGGUGGAAAGUUCUAAUCAAAAGAGAUAUCUUUAGAGAAGACCAGACAUGUCAUCCAUCCUGUAAAACUUGCAGUGGGUCUGCGACGCUGUGUACCUCAUGUCCAGAAGGUGCGUACCUACUGGCUCAGGCCUGUGUCACCUCCUGUCCUCAGGGGACGUGGCCCUCAGCGAGGAGUGGCAGCUGUGAAAACUGUGCCGAGGACUGUGCCUCUUGUUCUGGAGCUGAUCUGUGUACCGAGUGCCAGAAUCCGCCUGACCGCCAGCUCUUCCUCCACGAGGGCAGGUGCUACUCCGUGUGCCCCGAGGGCUUUUAUGCGGAAGCCGGCCGCUGUGAACGCUGCAGUUCCGCUUGCAGAGCCUGUGAAGGGCAGGCCUCCCACUGCCGGUCUUGCAGAGGAGAGUUCUUGUUGGAGCAGGGGGCGUGCCGGGAGACCUGCUCCCCGAGGCAUGUGGCUGUGGAGGGCGUGUGCAGGCAGUGCCCAGAGAGGUGCCAGGACUGUAUUCACGAAGACACGUGCAAAGAGUGCAUGCCCAACUUGGUCCUGUACAACGACAAGUGCCAGCAGUCCUGUCCCAGUGGCUUCUACGAGGACUCAGGCCAGUGCGUCCUCUGCCAUGAUGGCUGCCAGGAGUGCAGCGGCCCUGGUGCGGAUGACUGUGACCGCUGUGCAGAUUCAUCCCUGGUUCUCUACAACGGGCAGUGCUUGGAAGCGUGUCCACCAGGAACUUACUUUGAAAGAGAGACUAGCGAGUGCAAAGAGUGCCACAGGACCUGCCGGACCUGCACGUCACCGGGGACAUGCGAAGUAUGUCAAGACGGCCUGAGGAAAAACAGCCACGGGAGCUGUGUGGCUUACGAGAAGUGUUCCCAUGCGGAGUACUGGGACGAGGAGGCCCGUAGCUGCCAGCCCUGUCACAGCAAGUGCGUCCACUGCACAGGGCCCGCCGAGGACCAGUGUCUCACCUGCUGGAGAAACAGCCUUCUUCUCAACAUGACAUGUGUGGAGGACUGCCCUGAGGGUUACUAUGCGGAUGAGGACAACCACCGGUGUGCCCCAUGCCACCGCUCCUGUCGGACAUGUGAAGGGGGCCACAGCAUGCAGUGUCGGUCCUGCCAACCUGGCUGGUUCCAGCUGGGGAAGGAAUGCCUGGACGCGUGCAGGGAAGGUUCCUGGUGGUUUCGAACUACACAUCUUUCAGAUCGCAACCCAACAGGAAAAGGAGCGCUGGAUUGCUUGUCCUGUGUCUGGAGUUACCACCUCGUGGGAGGAAUCUGUACUUCGGACUGUUUAACAGGGAACUACAGAGUGGGAGAGGGAGAGAAAUUUGACUGUGAAAAAUGCCACGAGAGCUGCAUGGAGUGCAAGGGACCGGGAGCCAAGAACUGCACCGUGUGCCCUGCCGACCUGGUGCUACAUCUGGACGACAACCGCUGCCUGCGAUGCUGCAACAGUUCUGAUGCCACGGACGCCCAGGAGUGUUGUGACUGCCACGAAAGCAUGGCUGAGUGCAUCCUGAGAGCCAGUGAGAGGGGGCCUCCAGCGGAGCAUUCCAAGACAGCUCUGCUGGUCACCUCCUCCAUUAUGCUGGGGCUGCUGGUCGGGGCCGCGGUGCUCGUCUGGAGGAAAUCCCGACGCAGGGCCCAGCCCGGGGAGAAGGCUGGCUAUGAAAAGCUGACUGACCCAAACAAGAUUUACUCUUCCUACGUGAGCAGUUCUCGUGGGGGCACCAGCUUUGAAGAGGACCAGGUGAUCGAGUACAGAGACCGGGACUAUGAGGAGGAGGAGGAGGAUGACAUCGUCUACAUGGGCCAAGAUGGCACCGUCUACCGGAAGUUUAAGUACGGACUGCUGGAUGACGACGAUGGGGAUGAGCUGGAGUAUGACGACGAGAUCUAUUCCUUUAAGUAAACAGAAGGCACACACCCCGCCCCCACCUCCAUUCCACUCACAGCCUGUGCGUGAGCACUGCUCUGCUGGUUUUCAUGCACACACACACAGCCCACGUGUCAGUGUCCGUCUCUGUCUGCCUGAUCACAAGUCCAAGCAGGGUUAGGUUGGGUGGUUAAAAUCAAUGAACAGUUCCUAUUCAACCAUAAGCGAGGCGCCUUCCCUCCCAAACUAUGUCAAGGCAUAAAUUGAAAACAAGUGAGAUUUCUACACACUGUUUCAUGUGAUUUAAAAACGGGGCAAUGCACACAUAGAAAUUCCUCUUCCAAAUUGUAUAUGGGGAAAUUUCAGCGGCCUCUGGCAUUUGGAUAUUUCUUUCAAUAAUUCUUAAGUGUGUGAGGGCAGAAGAGUUGUUUCUUAUGGGUGAUCACGUUUCGCACUGUGCAGUUCAUGUAGUUAGCGCCCUCUCCAUGCCAAGUAUCGACUGAUGCUUGGGUCUACCACCAUGCAGACCCACCGUGGGUCAGAGUCCCGACAAAGCGAGAAGAUAGCAGGCAGGCGGCAGCAUGCCCCAGGAAGAAAAGCCACUGGGUUUCCAAGAAUCACAACAUUACACACCCUUAUGAUUAUCUGAGUGCUUUUCUGGUAGGAAACAUCAGGUAAAACAUCAUGCCCUGAAAGAAAAAUGGGAGUGAUGACCCAACAUAAAAUGGGAUAAAAUAGCAAAAAACGUUAUUCGCCCGAAAGCAAGGAUGUCAUGGCUAAGUGACGUAGCAGGCCAUCCUGGAAUGGCAGAUGCUCCAUAGAAGAAACUAGAGUCUAAAAGAAGCAACCCCCAAAUCCUGCUCACAAGUUCUCUCCCAACUGCUGCAGAGGCUGACUCUGCUCUUUAUCCCUGUGCCCUCUGACUUCGGGCAUUCUGGGUCAGGGCACCUGGAGGAAGGUUCCCUACAGACAGUCAAACUGACAGACUCUGGCUGUGAGAACGUAUACGCUCAGUGUCUUCCAGAGUUCCCUGCCGAAUACAAAGUCCCAGGCAGUCCGAGGAGUAAAAUACCAGAAGGUGAAAAUGUCCUUUUCUGGUGAUCAUGAUAAUAAGAUGUCAUCUGUACCUACUACGUACCAGGUACCAAGCUAAAGAACUCUAUUUCAGAAGCAAACAAGUGACUAAUUCUACUUAACCCUAACCAGAAUCCCCUCAUGGUAGUCCCAUGCAGAAAGAUUGGGCUUUCUACUCUCAUAGAGUUAGUCUCGGAAACCUGCCAGCCGCUUCUACCCUGUCCUACAGUGUCACUACAAGUGGGCAUUGGCUGAAAGGCAGUGAGUACUAUUUUUACCACUUUUCCCAAGAAGCCAAGGUUUACAGAAGGUUAAGUAACUAGCCCAAGGUCACAGGCAAUUAAGCAACUUCUUGAAAUAGAACAAGUUUAAACAAACAACUGACCCUGAAGUUCAUGCGAAUAUCUAUGCUAUCCUGAUUGUUAGUUACAGAGAGUGGGAAAAGAGGUGCUGUGGAUAUAAAAAAGGCCUGUCUAUUGUUUCAAGACACCAGUAUGAUCCUGGCAAACGGAAUGAUCUUUUACUAAAUGCACACAUUUCCUUUCUUUGUUUUGAAUAUGAUGUAACAAUAGCACCAGCAAUUUUCAGGAAGGUAUCUGUAGUUUAUUGAUCCCCUCAGUGUUUCUUAAAAGGAAAGUUCUGAAAAUAAGGGUCAGCACCCUUUCUCCAGAAAGGGCCAAAUCAUAAACCUUGCAGGCUGUGCAGAGCAGAUAGUUUCUGUCCUAAGGACUCAACUCCGCCAGUGUGGUGCAAAAGCAGCCAAUAGAUAACAAAUGGGUGUGGCUGUGGUCCAAUAAAACUUUAUUGAUGGACACUGAUAUUAUAAUUAUUCCUAUGCCCUGUGAACUAGUCUUCUUUUGAUUGUUUUCCCACCCAUUGUAAAAAUUAGUAACAGCUCUAGCAAUGCAAACACAAGUAGCAGGCCUGGUCUAGCCAACAGGCUAGCGUUUGCUGCCUCUCUCUUACAUGGAAAUUCUCAAGAGAACUCACAUUUAUAAAUCACAUGCAUAUCACACAUAAAAAUAACACAUGAUAAGCUUCCAAGAUUUUGAUCUUGUAAAAUCAUCUAUUUGAAAUCUAUUUAAAGCCCUGAUGGUUCCAUUUUCAAUCCUUAGAAACAUGUAAGACUACAUGUCUGAGCACCACUGUAUAAAUGAAAGAAUUUCUCACCUCUUGCUGUGCAAUUAUAGAAUAUAGCCUCUGGAAACAA